Candidula unifasciata is the source of this 1235-nucleotide messenger RNA. Lineage: Eukaryota; Metazoa; Mollusca; Gastropoda; Stylommatophora; Geomitridae. The record is from the annotation of a GenBank genome assembly.
GUGACUAUCAGAAGAUAUGCUCCAACAAAACUUCAAACGGCUGCCCAACUUGCUUGAAAACCUACCCUUCAUGCAUUAAUAAGCCAAAUGGGGCGGUCUUGUCAAAUGAGAGCUUCUCUAACACAGUGGUUUACUGCGUAAAUGGACGUGCAGUAAAUGUAACAACAUGCGCCAUUGGUCAAUUUUAUGACCAUAUUCAGCGCAUUUGCACCAGUGUUCUAAAUAAUGACAUUGUCAGAUUUGCAUGCAAACAGAGGCCAAAUCAGCUCUUGCCACACCCCAUCCAUUGUGCCAGGUAUAUCAGAUGUUUGCCCUCAAACAAUAUUGGAAGCUCCGGUAACAUCAGCUUCACUAUAGGCGAGUGUCCAUAUCCCCUACUAUUCAGCGAUGGUUUGUGUCGGAACUAUACAAGUGCUAAAUGUGGACACAGGAGAGAACCCAUAACACCAUGUGAAUACGAAGAACUGAGAAAAUGCCCCAGAAAUGGAAGUCAGUGCCUCGAGGACUCCUCCAACACCUGUCCAGACAAACAUGAGUAUACCUGCACUCCCUGUGAGCAACGAUACCCAACCUGCAUUGGCAGCCCUAAUGGCUUUGUGCCUUACCCCAAUCGUCUCUUCACUUCAGACUUUGUCAGCUGUGAUCAACAGAGGACAUUGUCGAUACUCAAGUGUGCCCAGUCCAUCUUUGAUCCUGAUGCCAGACGCUGUGGCUUACGUUUGGAUACAGUGAUUACAGAAGCACAAAGAAACACCGUCAACUUCUGUAAGAAGUACCCCAGAGCUAUGAUCCCGCAUGCAACCCACUGCGCCCGCUUCUACAACUGUUCUGCUCCUGCCGAUGAAGGAAUCAGCGGCGUAUCUCAUCUACAGGAGUGUGCUCACCCCCAGCUCUUCAACAGUGACUUGAGAGUGUGUCAGAACUUCAUCGAGGUGCUCAACACUGCAGGCUGCGGGAAGAAGUUUCAACCCAAACAUUACUGUGAUUACACAUCCAUCUGCCCAAGCCAACGCUUUCCAACUUGCACCGACUGCAGAAAAAUCUUACCAAGCUGCGAAAGACAGGUCAACGGAAUUCACGGCAACCCGCCCGGCAAGGGAACGACCAAAGGGUUCAUGUACUGCGUGGAGGGUCGGGUACUGGCCACGUCGCUGUGUGCAGCUGGGUCAGUGUUCCAAGAGUCAGUCCGAGCGUGUGUAUCGAGGUCGACAAUUGCUAGACAAGAAAGCGGUUAA